UUCCCUUGCUAGACAAGUCUGCCGUGUAAGACCCAAUUUCCCCAUUCAAUGCAUUGAUACUAUUGACUGCAAUGAGGAUCCCACCAUCUGUGGAGAGCGUUCAAUGUGUGUUAACAUAGGCGCUUCCUUCUCAUGCAAGUGUGAAGCUGGGUUCCAUUCAGUACCCAAGGAUUUCAGUGGUGCAACUACAAAAUGUGUGGAGCUGAACUGUGACUUGCAUAAUACAACGGCUUCACGUGUACAGACUCUUCCAAAAGAUUUUGGAAAUAUCUUGUCUCUGGUGAAAGACAGUUGUUUGAGUUAUUCUUUGGGUAGGGAAGUAACAAAGCAGUUGACUGGUGAAAAACAUUUGCAAGAACUAGUCAACAUUACUGAUGUUUUCCAACUGGGUCUUAAAAGGAAAACUGACAGAGGAAACAACAGUGAUGUCAUCGCGUUACUGAGUGUUGUUGAAAACAUUGUCAGACUGAUUGCAUCCCAGCUGCAGAACAACGUGACCCGCGUAAAGAGAGACAACACUGAGUUGGAGAUAGUGGUGACAAGGGACAAGGAUCCACCCACAGGACCAGUCCGCCUGACCAAUCAGAACAGUCUGCUUGACACCACUUGGGAGACUGUAAUUGGUCAUGACAAGAACUACACUGGGUUUGGAUCCGUAUUUCUGCUAAGUUAUGAAAGUCUGCAUUUCCUAACCAACAUCUCAACGGUUAGCACAGUAUCAGUUACCAACAGCAACACAACCAGAUUGCCUCAGGCUGUUAACAUCACAUUCCGACACCUUCAGUCUGAUGUUGUUGGACCCACUUGUGUGUAUUGGUCAACGGAUGGCACCGGAAAUUGGUCGAAGCAAGGCUGCACAUCACUGUUCUCAAACUCCACCCACACAGUAUGUUCAUGCAACCACCUCAGCAGUUUUGCUCUCAUUGAAAGCUUACAUGCCCCAGAGCCAAGGUGGGGAAGACUUCACUCAUCAUGUCCUUAGUGGGGGAGGAGUUUCCAGAACAUGUGCCCCUCAAAGCCGAGGAGAUCACCAUCCCUGCUGACGUCACCCCAGAGAAGGUGCCAACACACAUAGUGGACUACUCAGAAAGUGAGCAGACAAAUGAAGUCCUGAGAGAGGAGAUUGUCAAGGCCAACGUGGUGUGUGUGGUGUAUGACGUCACCAAAGAGGAAACAAUAGAUAAGAUUCGGACAAAAUGGAUCCCUUUGGUAAACGGCGAAGCAGAAAAGGGUAACAAAGUUCCUAUCAUCCUGGUGGGGAAUAAAUCGGACCUGCGUUCUGGGAGCUCCAUGGAGACCAUUCUACCCAUCAUGAACCAGUUCUCUGAGAUCGAGACGUGUGUAGAGUGUUCUGCAAAGAACCUGAAGAACAUUUCAGAACUGUUCUACUAUGCCCAGAAGGCCGUUCUCCAUCCCACCGCUCCGCUCUAUGACCCUGAAGACAAACAGCUGAAGCCGAUGUGUGUUCGAGCUCUCAGCAGAAUCUUCUGCAUCUCCGACCAAGACCACGACCGCAUCCUCAGUGACACUGAACUCAACUGUUUUCAGAAAUCGUGUUUCGGGAACCCCCUGGCCCCUCAAGCGCUGGAGGACGUGAAGACGGUUGUCUGGAAGAACACCAGCGACGGCGUUCAGGACAACGGCCUCACCCUCAACGGUUUCCUGUUCCUCAACACGUUGUUCAUCCAGAGAGGUCGUCACGAAACCACCUGGACCAUCCUGAGGAAGUUUGGCUACGAUGACACUCUGGAGCUGACUGAUGACUAUCUGUACCCACAGUUACGAGUUCCCGUCGGUUGCACCACCGAGCUCAACCAUUUAGGUCACCAGUUUCUCCAGCGGCUGUUUGACAAAUAUGAUGAGGAUAAGGACUUGGCCCUCUCACCUUCAGAGCUCAAGAAUCUCUUCUGCGUAUUUCCCUACAUGCCUUGGGGCGCGGACGUGUACACGGCCGUGUCGACGACGGACGAGGGCUACGUCUCGUUGCACGGCUACAUGUGUCAGUGGAUGCUGUCUGCUUACGUGGACGUGCACCGCUGCCUGGAGUACCUGGGAUACCUGGGAUACCCCAUCAUCACCGAGCAGGACUCCCAGACUGCAGCUGUCACAGUGACACGGGAGAAAGAUGUGGACCUGGAGAAGGGUCAGACCCAGCGCUCGGUGUUUCUGUGUAAGGUGAUCGGACCGCGAGGAACCGGAAAAACAGCCUUCCUGCAGGCCUUCCUGGGCAGGGGUGUCGCGAGAGGCGAGCGUGAGGUCGGGGCCUUCUCCCUCCACACCAUCAACACGGUCCAAGUCAGCAACCAGGAAAAAUAUCUUAUCCUUUACGAGGUUGACGUGGAGACGGCGUUCCUGAAGGCGACGGACGCGGCCUGCGACGUGGCCUGUCUUAUGUAUGACACCAGCGACCCCCAGUCCUUUGACUACUGUGCCAGCAUCUACAAGCAACACUACAUGGACAGCAGCAUCCCCUGUGUGUUGGUGGCCUCCAAGGCCGACCUCCCAGAGGUCAAGCAGUUCCACGGGAUGACCCCCGCAGAGUUCUGCUACAAACACCGCCUGCCCCCGCCCCUGCCCUUCUCCAGCCUCUCCCUGGAUGCCUCCAGCCAGAAUAUCUACACCAAGCUGGCCUGGGCUGCCAUGUUCCCACAUCUGAAUGGUUCUGACUUGAGCAGCACGUCCUUCUGGCUGAGGGUGACGUUAGGUGCAGCGGUGGUCACGGUCCUUGGAUUUGCCCUCUACAGAGUUUUUGCCCGACAGAAAUGACCGGGAUCCCAGGGGACCCUCCCUCCCUGAGCCCACCUUGAUCCAACUCUACCCUGAUCUCCAGACCAACUCCUCUCCAGACCAGCUCUUCUCCAGACCAACUACUCUCCAGAACACUCCACUUUGUCAGACCUAGUAACAAAUCUUUAAUUAUAAUCCAAGACAAAUGAAAGAUGGCGGCCAUAUCUCCCUCGCUCGCUCGCUGGCUGGCUCUGCCUUACGUUCUCAGAACCAGGCUAAGCAGGAGUUAGCCUAAUGCAUCGAUACGCCAGGAGCUGCUAUCUACACCUCACUUCAACACGGGUGCUUUAUCACAGGGAGGAAGUGCAAGUAGGUGACUUCAUGUCACGUUUCAGACCCAGAACAUUUCUUCACUAUUCCAACAUGGUAUUCACAGGGAGAAUAGAUAGGUAGGUUUUUGUUUUCUUUAUUUUAUAAGUAUGCAGUCUUUCCUAAGAAGAAGAAGAAGAAAAA
Messenger RNA from Osmerus eperlanus (European smelt), 3240 nucleotides. RefSeq names its product ras homolog family member T2 (gene rhot2). Gene Ontology annotation, cellular component: mitochondrial outer membrane. Gene Ontology annotation, molecular function: GTP binding; calcium ion binding; GTPase activity. Lineage: Eukaryota; Metazoa; Chordata; Actinopteri; Osmeriformes; Osmeridae. The coding region runs from base 973 to 2766 and encodes 597 amino acids. The record is from RefSeq and is a predicted model, not a curated record. Gene Ontology annotation, biological process: mitochondrion transport along microtubule; small GTPase-mediated signal transduction; mitochondrion organization. The transcript has 26 exons.